CUAAUAACAACACUAAUUCUUUUGCAGCAUAUAAAAAAAGUCUUAAUACCACACCUGAAAAUACUAAAAAAAGACAGAGUCCAGAUAGCACAUUUACAAAUAAAAAACCUAAAAAGGGUUCAGACGAAGGGUCGAAAAGAACUGAUCUAAUAAGUAAAUUAAAAGUAACUAAUAAAAACAUUAAAGAUACACAAAAGGAAAUUGAUAAAAAAAAUUUCGAAAUCAACAAUUCAUUACUUGAAGCUGAAAA
This is a messenger RNA of Dentiscutata erythropus, 250 nucleotides long. The record is from the annotation of a GenBank genome assembly. NCBI's taxonomy places the organism in Eukaryota, Fungi, Glomeromycota, Glomeromycetes, Diversisporales, Gigasporaceae.